UCUGAGUCCCUCCCUGAGAAUCUUCACUGCUGCAGCUCCACUCACAUCUCCUGGAGAAGUUCCUGCUGCACGAAAGCAAAGAAACACAACUACUAUCUGAGGAGUGUAGGUGAUCCUCUGCAGCCAUGUGUGACCAGACCUUCAUGGCGGCCACGUUCGGCCCCUGUGACAGCUGCAGUAAAGCCAGUCCGCUGAUGAACAUCUACAUUAAGAGCGAGGCCAUCAACUACUGCUCCUUCUGUGUGGAAAUGAUGGCCUGUCAGGGGCUCCAGAAGGGAGAGACGCUGCAGUCCCUGAAGAAGGAGAGCGACAGUCUGAAGAAGAAGCUGGAGGAGGAGCGGGGCAAGCUGAACGACGUGGAGCUACACCAGGUGGCUGAGAAGGUGGAGGUGCUGUCUUCUCUGUCCAUAAAGACCAGACGGGUGCUGAAAGGUCACGGGAACAAGGUGCUGUGCGUGGACUGGUGCAAAGACAAACGGCGCCUGGUCAGCUCCUCACAGGAUGGAAAAGUUAUAGUUUGGGAUGCUUUUACUCUGAAUAAGGAGCACGGGGUGACCCUGCCGUGCACAUGGGUGAUGGCUUGUGCGUACGCUCCUUCAGGCUGCGCUGUGGCAUGUGGCGGCUUGGAUAACAAAUGUUCGGUGGUCCCGCUGUCACUGGACAAAAACGAGAACUUGGCUGCAAAGAAGAAGUCCGUGGCCAUGCAUACUAACUACGUGUCAGGAUGCACCUUUACCAACUCUGACAUGCAGCUCCUGACCUCCAGUGGUGACGGCACAUGCGCCCUGUGGGACGUGGAAAGCGGGCAGCUGCUGCAGAGUUUCCAUGGUCACACCGCCGAUGUGCUGUCCUUGGACCUCGCUCCAUCAGAAACUGGAAACACGUUUGUCUCUGGGGGCUGUGAUAUGAAGGCCAAUGUGUGGGACAUGCGCUCUGGACAAAACAUCCAGUCUUUUGAGAGCCACGAGUCUGACAUCAACUGUGACAGGUACUACCCCAGCGGAGACGCAUUUGCAUCUGCGUCAGACGAUGCCACGUGCCGUUUCUAUGAUUUACGAGCUGACCGUGAAGUGGCGGUCUACCAGAAGGACAGCGUGAUAUUCGGAGCGUCCAGCGUGGAUUUCUCUCUGAGUGGCCGCCUGCUGUUCGCUGGUUAUAACGACUACACCAUGAACGUGUGGGAUGUGUUGAAAGGAACUCGGGUCUCCAUCCUGUUUGGCCACGAGAACCGCGUGAGCAGAGUGAGAGUGUCGCCGGAUGGCACUGCCCUCUGCUCGUCCUCCUGGGACAACACCUUACGGAUUUGGGCCUAAUUACACCUUUUGAGGAUUUGUUCUGUUUCUGCUACCAUCAAAAGAUGAUUGAUCCCUUGCCCCAAUGAUAAAAUACUUCAGUGUGACACAAGAACACAAACAUUACUUUAAAAAAAUAUCUAACCCAGAUUUUUUUAGCUUUUAAGUAGAUUAACAAAUCAUUAGCUGCAAAUAUUGACUAUAAAAAAAUAUUCUGUAUGAUGUGAUUUUAUGGUUACAGUACAGUUUUGUAAAUUAUGUACAUAGAUUAACCUUCCUCAGAAUUAUCUUGUGAAUGAAAAAACUCUUUAUUGCAUUGAAAAAAAUAAUACCUAGAUGUCACUGCUUUAGAAAAUAUAUAAAGUACAGCAGUUUAAGUUAGUUUGUAAAGAGAAAAUAAAAAAAAUUCUGUAUUCUU
Oryzias melastigma (Indian medaka) is the source of this 1710-nucleotide messenger RNA. It is a transcript of the gene gnb5b, whose product is annotated as guanine nucleotide binding protein (G protein), beta 5b. Gene Ontology annotation, cellular component: cytoplasm; heterotrimeric G-protein complex. The transcript is spliced from 13 exons. Gene Ontology annotation, biological process: G protein-coupled dopamine receptor signaling pathway; G protein-coupled receptor signaling pathway. Gene Ontology annotation, molecular function: protein binding; signaling receptor complex adaptor activity. The record is from RefSeq and is a predicted model, not a curated record. The coding region runs from base 126 to 1313 and encodes 395 amino acids. NCBI's taxonomy places the organism in Eukaryota, Metazoa, Chordata, Actinopteri, Beloniformes, Adrianichthyidae.